AUGCUGGCAAGGAUCGCCGCAGCCAAGCAGUACGCCAAAGGCGCAGCCGCGCCCGCGGGCGCCACCACCGCCGUGGGCGACCGGCAGCAGCAGCAGCAGCAGCAGGCGGGGCCGUCGGCAGGGGAGUCGGCGGCGAGCGUGGAGGAGCGGCGCGCGGCGUGGGAAGCAGAGUUGCGGGAGAAGGAGCGGGCGGCGCGCGGGGACGGGUCGUACUCGGCGCUGCUGACUCAGCUCGAGGCGGGGCCGCAGCAGCCGCAGGAGCCAAACGGCGGGGACAAGCAGCUGGCCAGGCCCGACUUUUACACCAGCCCCGAGGGACCCGGCAUGGACACCCUUUGGGAGAACUCGGCCCGCGCCCAGGGGGCCGGACGCGGCAGCGCCACCCAGGC
Molecule: messenger RNA, 389 nt
Organism: Monoraphidium neglectum
Lineage: Eukaryota; Viridiplantae; Chlorophyta; Chlorophyceae; Sphaeropleales; Selenastraceae
Exons: 2
Source: RefSeq, a predicted model, not a curated record